Pseudomassariella vexata is the source of this 1704-nucleotide messenger RNA. RefSeq lists its product as uncharacterized. Bases 1 to 1704 code for a protein of 567 amino acids. Lineage: Eukaryota; Fungi; Ascomycota; Sordariomycetes; Amphisphaeriales; Pseudomassariaceae. The record is from RefSeq and is a predicted model, not a curated record. The transcript has 3 exons.
AUGUCGACCGUGGAGCUGCAAAAACCAGGGCCGCGCAAUGCGACCUUGGUUGGCUUCGUUUCUGAUCCUGACAGCCGCGGCACAGUCUCUCUGCUCUUCUCAUGCAUCUUGACCCUGACUCUCUGUGUCUGGUCCGCUGUCCACUUAAAUUUACCAAAAUGCAAUGAAAAAGAUCUCAAGUACACAUGGAGAUACUUCAAAUGGAGUAUGCUGGGUGUCUUUGGACCAGAGCUUGUUGUAUGGACAGCAUGGCGGCAGUACAUCUCAGCUCGUGCUCUCACAAAGAUGGUCAAAGAGGUUCGCAAACGCCAUGCGAAGAAGAACGUGGAUGCCUCGCAUAAAUGGACGAUGGUGCAUGGAUUCUAUGCCGGAAUGGGUGGAUUUGUUUUCGAUAUGGAGAGUCCUGACCUGUCUAGAGGUCGUCCUUUCAUAUCGCAGUGGCGUCGCCUUCAUGUUACACCUCAUGGAGUCCAGCUUCUAACUGAAUGUGGCUUGCUCCCGGAUAUCAGACGCGAAGAUAUUGUGGAUAAAAGUAAGACGGAUGCGACAGGGAAGUUUAUUUGCUGCAUUCAAGCUGGUUGGAUGUUAUUCCAAGCUGCUACCCGUGUGGCAGUAGGGCUUCCGGUUACGCCGCUUGAGAUCAAUACCAUAGGCCACGUCCUUUGCGCCCUGGCAACCUUCAUACUGUGGUGGCACAAGCCCAGGUGGGUUUGUGAGCCGACUAAGCUCAGUGGAGAAUGGACUCGAUGCAUAUGUGCAUUUAUGUACAUGUGCAGCCAGGCGAGCGCGGAAACCAGGAGAGACCGGGAUAUUCUCCGUGACUUUGGCGUCAAGAGUGAGAUAUCCAAGGUGCUGUAUACGCCAUGCAUUGAACCUGACGAUCAACAGACUCCAGUCAAAGAAGAAAUCAGGACACACCAAUACGGCUCCCUCGUACUUCGUACAAGCCUUCCGACCAAUAUGUAUACUAUGGUUCAGGAGUUGCCAGGGUCAGCAAAGGAAAAUACCCCCCAAGAUGCAGCGGAAACCGAGAUGCAGCGGUUACGAUGGAAACUUGUUUGUGAGGCCGUAGAGCGGUUUCCGGCCAUCCAACUCCGCCUAGAACAAGGUGAAUUCUACAAAGAUGAGUCGAAAUACCGUGAAGCCCUUCGACUUUACCCAGAAAUGCCCCAGCGAGUCAAAGAAAAGUUUCGCCCGAAACCGUCGCAAAACAGACCGACAUCCCAAGAGGCCCCUCGCGCAUUUAUGCCCAAGGAGUUAGUGAUUGACCAUCCCCGAAAUUGGCCUGGAGAUGACCUACUACGGCAAGUGCCAGGUCUCUUCAUGGGCUUAACGUUGUGGGUUGUCAGCAUGGCAUUUGGUGCUGUGCAUGUGGCAGGCUGGCAUGACGAGUUUCCUUCCAGUCUAGAGUCAUGGUUAUGGAGAAUUUCUUCCAUCUACAUAGUCUCAAGCGGUUUAUUGUGGUCUCUGAUUCAUAUCUUGGCUCACACAUCGCGGUCGGUCUGGUGGUACUGGUAUGAUCUUCUUGCUGGACAAGAGCGCAGACCUAGCCAUGUUAUCAUUUUUGUUCUAUGCGCUCUAGGUGGAAUCUCCUACAUAUUUUCCAGGCUGUAUCUAGUGGUGGAGGCUUUCAUAUCACUACGGGCAUUACCGGCUGAUGCAUAUCUCUGUCCUUCAUGGCUACUGUCAAUCCCUCAUCUAUAG